Molecule: messenger RNA, 24656 nt
Organism: Spirometra erinaceieuropaei
Lineage: Eukaryota; Metazoa; Platyhelminthes; Cestoda; Diphyllobothriidea; Diphyllobothriidae
Source: the annotation of a GenBank genome assembly
AUGCGGGAGGUCCAACGGCAAAAAUGUAAGUUUUUGCUUAGCGUAGACGCAACUCCCCCCGCCGCGGCUAUCUUGGCGAUCAUUUCGAAUGCAAUUAUAGCCUAGAAGAGGGAGUUCGGAGUCAGCUACGGAGGCUGAUGCCCACGUCUCAGUUACUAAAAAAAUAUCUGGACAAUGGACGAACACCAGAUUCUGAAGCAAAGGCAUCUUAUUAAGCAAGGAUCUGACAUUUAAAACAAAAAGUUUGAAGGGAAGGACAGUUUGUUUUUGAGGUAAGUGGGCUGCAUCGUCCAGUGCUGGAACUAUACUCCAGAAAUCCCUGUUUUUAUAAUAGGGACAGCAGUAGACAGCUUACUGAGUAACUAUCACUAUCGUUUCUUUCACGAGGGCAUAUCUAUUAGGAAAUAGACAUAACCCAAUGAGAUAUCCUAGGGAAACAUUAAAGCGUUGAUCAGACGAAUUUUAACUGUGGUUUCAAAAAUUGUGAAUCCAAGAAAACUUUUCCUCAGCAAGAACUAAGUCCUACUUAUACCAUUAACUUAGAAAAUCUAGUUUAAACAGAUGAUUUUGCGGACUAGCCGGAUGUUGCCUUAACUAAAAUAUAACCAGACAUAGUUAAAAUAAAACCUUAUUAAAUUCGGAAUUGUUUCUAUGCACAAUUUUUGCAUCGAGGCAAUGCCGCUUGCACAGCAGAAAACUUAUUUUUGGUCUCCGUUCGGAGUUCUGCCUUCAGUCCUGGUUCCCAAAAUCGGUUGAUUACUCAGAUUACGGGAACAGUUGAACGUCAAAUGUAAACAGCAUUCGUUAACUUUGUACUCGCCUCGACGGUACAUAUACUGAAAUUGGAACGAUAUAUUCAAUAGCUCUGAAGCACAUCGGCAACGAAGGUAUUUGAAAGCCUCGGAUGUCCCACCGUCACUUAGGGGGAAAAAAUGAAGACUUUAACGGCACGAAUUUUGCAGUAUACAGGAUACUUUGUGCGGCUGAUGGCGUGUUCUUCCAGCGCAAGCCCCUUUUCUCCUUCAUCGACAUCCACAAUUGACGUAAAAGGCUCGUUUGUAUACAUGAGCUUAGCGAAUGACCUUCCCAUUGCGAAUUACAGAUCAGUUGAUUCAGAUGCCAGUGAGGCUGGUUACGCAGUCUGUGCUUACUGUAAUCAACGAUAGUUCUAUUUUAAUCUACGUAUAAAGCAAAGUAAGGGAUAAUUUGCUUGCCGAAGCAUAACUUUUCUCUGUUCACAUCCACUUUCCGACAGAAAACCAUCUUAUCUACUGCCAUUUAAUACAUAUGGAUAUAUUCAUGGCGUUGGAGCUUUUUAUUUAACUUUGAAUCCCUGUCUUAUCAUUUCUUCAACCUGUUUUAGUGUUUUAUGAGUUUAUGUCUGCACUAGUUUGACAUUUUUGGCAGUUUUGAACGCUUAUUACGCACGUGUAUGAUGUUUCUUGUCCCAUAUUUUUACAAUAUACUUUCGGUGAUUCCAUCAGAUAAGGAGUUCAUAGGGGCACAUCAAAAUUUCUAAUCUGAACCAGCAAGGGUCUUAUCAGCACCUUGUCGGACAUACAUUCCCAGUUAGAUGCCAGGACAUCCGAAGCAUUAACGUGAUGCUACCGAAAGCCAUAGUAUCAGUCCCCGUAGCAGCUCUCCCCACCGACCUUUUUAUUCCUCACUAUCCGCUCAGCGACUCCUAAUCUACUGCACACUUCCUACCUUUAAAGUCCUGCACGCUAAAGACUGCGCGUUACUAACCACACGUAACAUUUUAGGCAAAUUUCCAAACUGCCGAAAAAUUCGUCUUGUAAAAGAUCACUUUAAAAUAUUUACCGCUCUAUAGUUGUUUUGAUCACCGCUGUUUUACUAUACUAUAAAGGCGCCGCUCAUCUCAGUUGCGCUCGGUCUGAUCGCGUCUCGGUUUAUUUGGAUUUGGUGCGUGUAUAUAACAUUACCUUUAAACUUUGCUCGUAGCAACUGUAAGUGGGUCUUUGUAUAUCAGUUUGUAGAGCGCCGAGUGUUCUGAAGCCGUGCCGCAUAUUGUUGAGGAUUCGGCCGCUGUCGACAUUAGCGAGUUUAUUUGAGCGCUCGAAAACGCUUGCCUGUUUUUCCUCAAUAGAUUUAACGACUAGUAGUUCUUUCUGCUGUUAAUACUACUCUACUUUGCCGACAAUGGACUACCGGUAGGUCGCGUUGUGCCAAUAAGUGACGUCGACGCCACGUCAGCGAUCGCUGACGUCUCGCUGCACAAAACUCGACUCUAAUAGCACACUCGUCCUGGGCUAGCCGUCGUAGUUAGUCUGUUGUUGGUUUUGUGAUUGACUGGCUCUUAUUUAUAUAUCCUGCGAGGACAGUCCGUUGAGUGGUCCAUUGUCGGGAUUGACACAGUCUGUAUCCAGUCAGCCAAACAGAUCAAUAGUCGCGCAUAAGCCCGAAAAUCUGUGUUGCCCGUGUAGGGCUAGACAGAGGCCAGUACUCUUAGCAUUUUAAUCUCGGAAGCAAUUAGUACGGUGCUUUGAGGUAAAUUCUGCUAAGUGAAGCUCUGUAGGUUCACUCCGGAGGUUGAUAUGAAUAAUUAAGCUAAAAUCCAUCAGCUACAGUGGGACGGCCGCGUAACAUUCAUGAACUGCCAACAAACAACUAGUAGUAUACACAUGUUGCUAGUACAUAGUUAAAUGACAUAAUUGUUUCUGAGUGUUCACUGAGUUUUAGACACGUUCGUUGUUCCAGGCAAAGCGUAAAACUGUCUGCGGUCCUAUUUUUAUAUUUGCCCAGUUUCUUUCUGUCCGUGCAUAAAACUGUAUAACCGGUUUGAUUUAUUGAAUAAUUUUUCGCACUAUCAUCUCACUAUAUUGCCCUCAUUCCUAUGUUUGGUAAGGUCUUUGGGUAUCUGCUUAAAUGUUUAUCUGUCGCACGAGUUGAUCGUCCUUGUACACUUUGUGCCAGGGCAGUAGGCGUGAUAAUUUGUGUUUCAAAAAUAUAUGUUCGGUUCAUUUUGUGCUUUGACUUGUUUCUCCGUCUCGAGAGGCCCUUUUCACUUUCUUCAGCAUGCUAUAAUAGGGUAGGCUCUUUAGAGUGCUCCGUUAUUCUGACCCGCAACUUUGUUGAGGCAGUUCUUCAUGUCAUCGCUUUUAGCACAAGCUUUAGUGACGGUGCGUUCAUUUUUGGGUGCAAUCGCUUGCUUGCCGGAAAUCGUAAGCUGUGAAACCCGCCUUCUACCCAUCCCACACCUCGUCCAUCAUUCGUGUACCCACCCACCACUUUGCAUGUUGACAUGUCAGAAAACAAGAGAUUUUCGCAAUAUUUACCGAUGAUCAGUUAAAAGCACCAAGAUCGACCUCGGCCUUUAGUCGCCACUUAGCCUGUCCACAUAUACCAUCUUUCGAUAAGGUCAUAAAUUGAGUGAAGUAAUACUGUCUCAACAUCAGCAUCGGGUCUUAAACUCAGCAUAGGAAGAGGUACGCUUUUUUCCCUUCAAGAUUUUCCUGAGUCCCGUUUAAUAUAUUUUCCACUCUUCCCAUUUCGAUGACUCGUAGGAUUUUGGCAUGUCGUGUUUGUUCUCUUUCGGUCUGAAGUCUUCGUGCGUUUUCCAGGGGCCUCUAAAGAAGUUUAUAGGGGGGUAAGAGUUUGGAAAGGCUGCGAUAGCUCUUUUGUCAUAUUUUCAAAGUCGUUGACCUCAACCAGACGUUAACUCACCUAAAUGCUUAACCUUUUAUAUUUCCUUGACCUAAGAAAGCUUCGUGGACAGUCUCUAUUACUGAUCAGAAGAAGAAGCGAUCGCUGGAACAAUGGCUUUAUUCGCCUGACGUUUCGGAUUCUCUCUUGAAUCCAUCAUCAGAGACAGUUGCAGAAAAGGGUGGCUAGUGUACAGGCAGUCGCAGUAUUUAUAGGAUGCGGUCGCCAUGCUACCGCAUACCUACAGCUGUAGGUAUGCGGUAGCAUGGCGACCGCAUCCUAUAAAUACUGCGACUGCCUGUACACUAGCCACCCUUUUCUGCAACUGUCUCUGAUGAUGGAUUCAAGAGAGAAUCCGAAACGUCAGGCGAAUAAAGCCAUUGUUCCAGCGAUCGCUUCUUCUUCUGAUCAACUAGUUCCUGGAACUCGCAUUUUCGCUUGUAUCGGCAGUCUCUAUUACUGUCGUUCUAACCAUAUAGGGCUUCUGCGCGGAGACAACACUGACUGUCGCAGAAAACCAAGUAAUGACUGAACUCACUCAGACGUACGCUUUUCCCACAGUAAUAUGUAGCGUAAAAAUUGCAUUACUGCCCUUCCUGACUAAAGCAGUGGUGUGUCAAAGGCACUUUUCCCUCUGGCAUUAUAGGUUAUUGCUCGAGCUCUGCCUGGAACACAUUUGACAGCAGUCUUAAGGAUAAUAAGAGCUCCGGAGGAUUGGCCAUAAUUCGAACCUAUGACACUUCUGUGGAGUUUCCCCAGCAGACUGACAGAUUGACGAUUAUAUCUAUACCUCAAAUCAACGUAUUCGCAUCUGCUCACGAAACAAAAAUGCGUAUUCCUGGGCAUAACUGAGAAGAUAAGUCGAUUACCGAACUAAAGUUUAAAGAGUAAACCUUCAGCCUAAAUCAUUGAUUUACUGCUGUAUGCAAACCUCAAUUCGGAAGAAAUCUUAUUUGUAACCAAAUCCACGGUUCAAUAAAGUUAGCCGUGGAUAUCCAGCUUUUUGCAGUACUUUUUGGAGACCGAUUGUCUGAAGACGGCUCUUCGCUGGAUGCCAGGGAGUAGCGAUUUCCUUGAGUUUUUCUGGGCCAUGCCUUACAUCAGACGUUUCUACGACUAACUGAAAUAGGUUGUCUAAUCCCUUUCUAAUGCUCAGGCUUCUCUAGCUUUACUGCUUGUUGUCUGGUUGACGCCUUCCCUACUAAGUUAUUAAUUUUUCCACUUAAAAAAACAACGUUGCUCGCCAGAAUAGGAGUUCGGUAGUUCUGAUAAGGUGUAAAACUGAUAAACGACGAUGUUUUACACGCGCUGACUGUUCGUUUGCAGAUUUUUUACACGCUCAUUGUUGUUAGGUAAGAAGACUGAGUUACAGAUGAUACGAAAUAAGCCUUCCCACAAACAGUUGUUACGUUCGACCCCUCCAGUAAUGUGUCAGAUACUUAAGACAGUUUGUUCUAUGAGCUAGAAGUUCGGUUGGUGGGUGUCAGUUCCGUACUACGUCUUCACAAGAUCGUUUAUAUGAAUAAGAUCACGAGUCACUUUCGGGAUAAUCAACAAGUGUUAUCAACACGACCCUUUUCCGACGUAUCCGUUUCCUAGAUCGGCUGGAACGAUUUCCUGCUAUUCUAUCAUAUACGCCCUCGCACUCACGAUGACCUAAUGUCCUAUUUUUUUAAAAAAAACGUUGCAUUCUUUUGUUCCAUGGAAAGGAAACAAGCAAACGUGUCUUCCCUCUCUAUUUUUGUAUCUUACGCGGUCCUUCUUACUUUAUGUUGACAGUGUGACUGCUUCAAAAUGUUAUCGUGCCCGUUCUUGAAAAAAGCGCCUGCUGCGUUCUUCCAGAAGGAACCACAAACACUCCUGACAACCGCUCUUCGAUGCCCAUUCGCUCAGCGUGUUCUGUCACAGCUCCCGACCGAGCCGGUCCGGACGGUGCAGACUGCUGCCGCGACAGAGAAGUGUGAGAGGCCGUAUCCACCCGUUUGCGGUAUGUUUGUCAGUUUCUCCGCAUUUGAGCGUGUGUUAGUUAGGUAGUGCAGAUACAACGAGACUCGUGUCGUUUUUCUAUUCGACUAGAAAGCUGAUCGUAGAUCGGAAGUGUUUCUGUGUGGCACGUUAUCCAUAUUUAUAGUUUGUACCCGUUAGAACGAUUUGACAUGUGCCCUUAUAGUUUUGCCAGAACUUAUGGAACCGACUCGGAGCAGUCUUUGGAGCGGAAAAUUAGGGUUCAGCCAAAUUUCAUGCAAACAUCCGAAUUGAAGACGAGCAACUUAGGCAGAGUAGUCGCUUAUUGUUCAAACUAACCGAGGAAUCGCGUCAACAGGCCUCCACCACCAUUACCUGCCAAUAACUCUGAUGCGUCUUUCUCUGAUUGUUGAUAAUGCAGUUUCGUCGAAAGGCUGUCAACUUCUGCGUAAAUAACCCGUUAUGUCUUCAAGAGUCUUCGGAAUGAACCUCAACAGUUCUGUUUCGGAGACCGCUCUGAGUUUAUCCAACGUUUCCUGAGAAACUGUGUUGUGGUGUUUAGAAUACUUCCAAAAGCAACCUGAGAGAACGAUAUACGCAGUCGUGAAAAACCCGCGAAGUUUGCCAGAGUCUGUAGACGUGAAUAACCUACACUGACAAUUGCUAUUGGCGUACAUACAUUGUUAACCAGCUUCACUCUGUUAUGUAUGGAGUCAAUAGUGUCUAGCUAAUCGGCGAUUUUAAGACAUCCUACAGGUACUUUCUGAUAGCCGCAGUAAUGGACACGGAAGGGUCCCCCUAGUGUCUCUAUGGUGCUUAUUCGGAUUUUUUGGUAUAUUUUAGAUGUAAAUCAAAGAGACUAGGGUAAACGACAAUAUUUCAGGGCGGUUGUUCGUCGGUGUUGUCUGAUUCCAGAAGGACUUAAAGAUAGGUCACUAAUCUGACGUUCCUGCGAGCUGAGUCACAUGUCAAUGCGCUGUCGACUGUGAUAGCCGAUAUCCAGUCGCGUGGGAGUAACGCUCACCGAUCGCAUUUUGUUACACAACGGAUCCACCUCCCAGACCUUCUUGGCCUUGGGCCGCAUUGUUGCUGGUUAACGACAACUAAACCAGAAAUGACCGUGCCAGUCAUCCUUGCAUUUUUCGUCGAAACGGUUUAGUCGAGACAAGACUCUGCCCACAACAAUCUCGAGCAUGGGCUUGCGGUAUUGCUGGGCUCCUAUUACAGUCAGGCUAAAGGAUUUCGCCCAAAGAUGUGCUCAAUGCAACAGUCUUCAGACCAAGAUCCCGGCGCCGUAUCGCUGUCAGAGCAUCUACUUUUACCGUUUUUUGAAGGGUGCCAACGGCUGCCUACCCCUCUCCUCCCCCUCCCGUAGGCCAAGCCUCCUUCACAAACACCCGCACUCUAGCUGGAAUGGGCUUUACGGAGAAGAUGGUUAUCCGAUUGUCUCGUGCGAUAGUUCAAUUGGAGCUCGCAGAACAGGACCAAUGUUGGGCAAAUGCAAUACAUGGGAGUGUAGUAGCACGCCUAGACGCAGGCUCACGCCAUGUCAGCCACCUUCGUUCGAUCCCGCCUCCGGUCUUGGUCCUGUCUUGACGCCGGGCCUAUGGGGUAAGGGGGGGGAGAAAGUGCAGUAGAUGCAGCGCAAGUCACCGUUCCUGGAGCUCUCAGAACAGGACCAAUACUGGGUACCCAUGUAUGCCGAAACAAACCUCUAGGAUGCCUACAAUCCGCCUGAUCAUAGAAAGUAGUUAAGACUGCUAACGUCAACACCCUCGGCAUCAACUGCAGUACGUCUAUCAUUCACACAGAGAAUUGGCCCGUAUACGUCUGCUUUAGUUUACCCAGGUGGGCUUGGUAUGUGCUCUAUCCAGUUGCUAUUCUUAGGAUUAAUUUGGAACAUGGGUGGAGGGGAGACCGCGACCAGAUCAUAAGUUCAAUGUAUUGUUUUGACUAGGUCAAUGGCCUGUUUGCUCUGCUGUUGCCACUUACUUACUCUGUAACCAUGUAUCGGGUCGAAGACGUCUGGUUCAUUAGCAGCUUGAAAACAGUCUGACAGCAUAGAUACUAGCUCGACAGUUCGACCGUCGUUACCGACGAUGUCCACCGUGUGUCUCACAGCAAGGUGGGCUCAGAAACGGGGACUUGUGCUUGAACUAGAUUAUAGUGGCAGUAGAUUUGCGCUGCAUAUACCGCACUUUCCCCCCCCCCCCUAUCCCAUAGGCCCGGCGUCAAGAUAGGAUCAAGACCGGAGGCUGGAUCAGGCGAAGGUUGCUGACACGGUGUGAGCCUGCACCUAGGCGUACUACUACUACUACUACUACUACUACUACUACUACUACUACUACUACUACUACUACUACUACUACUACUACUACUACUGCUUCUACUACUACUACACCCCCAUGUAUAGCAUUUGCUGUGGGUCCGCGGCCCAAUAACGCGUGCCAUACCCUGACCUGCCCCCCCCUUUGUUGGUCCAACACAACUCCCGCACGGCCCAUUUUAUGGGCGCACAGGUACUAGCUAAAAGCCCAGCCAGGCGUGUUUCGCUGGUCUUGUGCGGCCGCUUGAUGCAGCUGCUAGGGGUCCGGCUUAUCAGUGGCUCCAGCCUCCCCCAUGUACUUUUUGGAAUAUGAACUCCGGUUUCCAUGCUGUUUAGACCGUCUCCAAAAAUCGAGAUUAAUAUUUCAGCUUAUUUACCCCAAGUUCGCGAGUUAAUUUCCGAGGAAAGGCAAAAGUCUAACAUCUUGUUACAGUGUCCCCUUACCAACUCACUUGUUGGGAGUUAAUUCUCUAAGGUGAAAUGGGUUUAGAGUAUGAUUGUGCCGGCAGACCACAUUCCUCCAGGAAUAUUUCAUCCUCGUCCCAACUGUUUCGGCCUCCUCCUCCUCCCCCGCACGAAUCACACAGAAAUCCUAAACAUAGUAGCCGUUGGCUCUCACACCACGCCCUUCAAUAGAUCUUCUUAGCGGCUGCUUUGUUUCCAAUUUAUUUGCUUCUUCACCUAUCAUCGUUCCACGUUGAUGACUCCCUAGCAUUCUCUUGCCUUCCACCGAGCAGGAGCUUGGUUUUUGUUUUGGGAAAUUCCCCUCUUACAUGGCAGUUUUAGUUUUAUAACGUAAACCAUGAGAAUUCGAAUACAUACAGCCAGAAAAGUUCACCUUCUGAAAUGUACUCCAGACGUCGUCCAAUACUCAUACAGCUGGCGGGGCGGGGCUUUUCUCGCUGUGUGGAUUCGCGUUUUUACGGUCUGCCUCGUAAAAUGAUAACUGUGCCAAAGUUGAGUUAAGCACUACUGCCAAUUUUAUCUUUCUCUGAUGUUUGCUACUGUUUUUGUCGUAGAUACGGUAUCGGACUGCAUCCUCAAGAAAUGCCCGUACGCAGGCCAGGUGGAGCGUUGUUCCUCACUCAGGUCCGUGGAUGAGAGCCGGCAACCGCCUGUGCAGACCGAAUUUGGUAAGGUGGUCUCAGACCAGCUGUUUUGCUGUGCUGUGACGGACGUUUAUUGCACCUUCUAGCCAAGCUAAUGUUUGAUUAGGCAGUCCCGUGCCGAACUUUCUGAUGCGUUCCUAUCAUCUCUAGACUAUUUCUAUGCGAAAGUUAAGUACAGGAAACUGCCCUCACCCUCUCUGCAUUAACAUCAUGCUAAAAGUUCAAGGUCGAAUCAAAGCCACCAGAGGUGAGAUGGGCAGAUGCAGUUGGCAGUCAUUGGGCACCCCUCCUACGCAUGUUCCACCCAUGACGUUAAGUCAGCCAAACCGAACAAAGCAAUUCCGCUUGGACGCCUGUUCGCCACAGAAUUUUCAUCGCGUUCUGCUCGGACUCCACAACAGUACAAGUUUUGAGGGCCAUUCGGAACGAUAGUUCCACCACUGCGAACAGGUAAACCAAGUUCCACCUCACGAGGUGAGCCCAGCGCUGGCCUGUGCGUGAACCUUAGUAAUGCUGACUUUCGAAGCAUCCUUCUCACUUGUCCCACUUCCACCGCCGUCGUCAAUACGAUCGAGUGUGGGCGUGGGUGUAGUGGCCCACAAUGCCAAGGAGCUCGGUGACGCGUGCCGCGUGUGGCCUGCUUCCCAACACCAUAUGCACCAGAUUUUAUUUAAAGGGAGUCACUGAUCUCACGCAAGUGGAAGUAAUGUUGCAGCCCGGCACUCAAUCCCGAGUAGAACCGAGUCACCCUGUCAUUUGGCAACUCUGCCGCGUCAUGACAGUUCGACUGUCGAUUCCGACAAUGUCCGCCGUGUGCUACACAGCAAGAUGCAGCAGGUACGGUGACUUACGCGUUGAUCAGUUUAUAUUGAGGGUGGACUUGCGCAGCAUCUACCGCACGCUCCUCCCCCCCACACCGGUGUCAGGACAGAGUCAAGAAGACUGUAGGCGGGGGGGAGCUCAGGUGGCUGACACGGCCGGACUCGCACCUAGGCGUGUCACCACACCCCCUGGUCUACAGCAUACACUUGACCAACAACAACACCCCAACAGGGGGUCAGAAGGAUGAGGACGAGAACUGGGCAGCUAUGCCCAACACCUGUAUACCCAACGGGAGCACAAGCGUAUCAACCAGCAGGGAACUGCCAGCGCAUACCAGACUGCGAGGGCCAUGGUUUGCUGAUGCUGGCCUGGCAAAUGCUUUCAGAUCUUUUGACCCCAUCACGUUAUAAUAGAUUCAAGAGCGUCAGGUUUGUUCUUAGGAGUGAAUGCGCUGAUUUGCGCAUCACUGGACCAUCCGUAGAUACCCGUUGCGUCGCCUCCCUCCUUCGUUUUGAGACAUUGUAAUGUCUCCUAACUGAUCAGAAUCUGUAAGUUUUUAAAGUAUCAAUUAAUUUGCAGAAACAGUCACCUUGACGUAUGAGAGCUUGGUGAAUAAAGUCGUCAGAGCCUUAGAAUAUUUAAGUAAUCUUCUCACGCUAAUGAUUUUCUCUCUGUGUGAGGUCCCUUUAUACCUCAGCUUGACUUAAUUGACUUUCCUAACAAACACUAUUUCUUUGUCCAACGAUAAAUAAACGAAUAGGCCAGUUCAUUUUUUGAAUACUGGAUAAGGCUGCUAGCCCCCCCCCCUGGCGUGGUUCUCGUCGAGCCGUCGUGUUUUUUCAAAAUUAAUUUGAGAAUACACACUAGUCAUUCGAAUGCCUUCUUAAUAUUCCGGGCAUUGUUCUGGUCACAGGUAACGAAUGCGACUUAUAAUGUGUCGCCGACAAACGCGGGGAAGACCAAAAUGUCAGUUUCUGGCUCGUUGGCUGUCGUCAGCCAGCCCUACCUAACCCAAGGCACAUCGGGAUGAGUACGUUCCGCAAUCCCUCUAUCAUAAUACAGCUUACCACCACUCUCAGCUAAAAGAUAAUGGACACGACAGUUCGACCGUCGAUUCCGACGAUGUCCACCGUGUGCUACACAGUACUAGACACACUCGGCCGAUAAAGAGACGUAAAAUAUUGACCGACUUCCACAACUGCGAACACUUUGGACGACAUCUCAGAUGUACAGCAUUCUCAAAAAAAUCAGAAGAGAGGAUGAUGGUUGUUAGAUACGUUCUCCCAGCAAACUACUUCUUGUGCGUUAUUUUUGAGAUUUCAAGCAGUCAGUUCGAAGCGGCAUUUUCGCCUGCUUAUGCUGGAUAGAUUCAGCUGAGCACAAGACGGGAAGACUUCACUUAAUCGGAUACGGAUACUACUUAGUAUUCGUCUCCCUGCGUCUAAAAGAGUUCUUUCUGACUUUGCGAAAGGUAUCUACUAUUACACGGGAUUAGCCCUCUACGAUCGCCAGCCCGCAAAUGAUAGAAAGUGCUGCCGAAGGAUCGAAGGCCGCUCACUGCCACUGUUCAUCCUCACCCAGUACGAUUGUCAAUCCAGUGAGAGAAAGACGAGAACGAGUUUUUGUUCUCCUGUUCUUCAUUCAGGGGAGGCUGAGUAUGCGCAAGCUGCCAUUACAUCCAUGGGACAAUACCUGUCUGCUUUCCCUGCGGACGAACAAACUGCUAAAACUGGUGCGAUCUUGUGCACGAUAGAGUCACCAUUCAAAGGAUGGACAGAUAAGGUGAUUGCGGUCACAACCAGUGAGCCCUAUUGGCUGAGACGACACAAGUUCAGAUCAGGGGUAAUGAGACAAUGCGUACCCGACUUUCUUGAGUGAAUUGCUCUGCGGCAAGUGUUUUCUGAUGUUCCCACUAACGUAGCCAUCUGUGCUUCUUUCAUUGGCCCUCUAGGCGGCACCAGGAUUCCCACUACGUGUGCUCUCUUUCCCUGUUCGAAUCAGUACGCCCCGAAACCCAUAUACGUCACUCCUGUCUCGCCUACUGCAUCAGCUCCUAAGAUGGCAGAGAAGCGACAGUUCUUCGACUUUGACGGCUUCUUCGCAGAUCAAAUUGACAAAAAGAGGUCAACCUCAACAUAUAGGGUCUUUAGAAGGAUUCUGCGAGAUGCCAACGAGUACCCCUUCGCUGAUGAAUUCUCCAAUGAUGAGCGCCGCCGAAUCACGGUCUGGUGUUCCAACGAUUACCUGGGCAUGAGCAGACAUCCCAAGGUCCAGGAGUCGGCAAGGUGAUUUGUUGGUUUUAUGUCUCAACCAGAUGUAUGCCUUUUGCAUGUUUUUAGUUGACCGUUUGGGCUGGACCACAGUUGGUGUUUCUCAUACCCAUCUGUCUCCAGAGCCGACCCGGCCACUGGUCACUUCUAUAGACAGGAGUAUAAGUGAACAAGAAGAAGAGGAGUCGAGCACCGAAACAUUUUUUUAUUGCCCCGAGCUUUCGGCCUCGUGCAGCAGUCCAUCGUCAGAGGUAGUAGCAGCAACAGAACAAGCGACAAUUAUAGGCCAAUCACCGAACGACUGCGCAGGAUUCUGUACGCCGUCUCCAGAUGGAUAAAUCGAUUGACCCGAGUUCUCGUCCGAGGCCCAGGCUUUAGUCAAUUUUCGGCCUGUUUUGUUUCCGAUGUGGGCGGCCACUUGUGAUAAUGCGUCGCCUCGUCACACAGCUAGUUUGUGUUCGUGCAUGCGCGGUCUGAGCAUGCGUCCAGUCUGGCCUGUGUAGUCACAAGAACAGUUUGGACACGGGAUGCGAUACACAACUCCAGACUGCUCUUCAGGCUUUAACCGGUCUUUGAUUUUCAUGACUGUUGCGCAUGGUGACCUUGGGGCGGUGUGCAAUUCCAACACCUAGCUCCGCCGCAAUGCUUUCGGUCGCUUCCGAAACACCUUUGAUGUAUGACAUUGAAUGCCAUAUCGUCGGUGGUGUUGUUGUUCGUGUCCUCUUGGGGGCGACCGCGUAGGCAGCGACUUAUGAAUGCCCUCAGAUAGCAAUUUAGCAAAAACUGGUCGCGGAGAUAACGGGCCUCGCGCGCUCUGUCCUCUAAUUUGCUGCACUGAGUUGGAAUCCGUUUGAAGAGUGUCUUCACACAGCUUCGUUUGUAAGCCACCGAAUAGUUGCUGUGAAAACUGAGAAGCUGUGUGGUGUUCGCUGCCUUCCUAUAAACUGUCGUUUAAAGUUCACCGUUAAGGUUUCGUCUGACAAGUACAUUCAGGAAGGGCGACUGCUGUUCCUGUUCCGGUUUUUCUUAUGCAUACAUCUGGAAUUCGAAAUUUCGCCGUCAGACAGGAGUAUGCAUGAUCUCUUGUGCCUUCUGUUUAUUCGUUCGUCACCUUGGAGAAUCAUGUCUGACGCAUGACACUUAGGUUUUAAUCCGGGCCUGCGAGCGUUCAAGUGGAUCCGAGUCAUUGCCGCAUACAGAUCAUGCAUGUGGUCUCCCGGCUUUCUCAUGGUCACAGUCAUCGCCAUCCUGGAUCGGGCCGUACCUUGCGAAAUAAGACAGCGGCUGGUCUCCUCUGAAUGUCAUGUCUAGUCACUGAAUUCCCGCCUGCUAGGUAGGGGGAUUCGCCUAAAUUUGCGCAAAUGGGCCUUCUUGAGUACAGCAUGAUAAAAGUAAAGAAUAGAUGGGAGGAUUCAAACACCUUUAGUUGAUGCUUUUGCGCUCCCACGUUGUAGAUGCGCGGAGCAACACGGGACCAUAUCGGACUCUGCCAGGAGUUAUCGAAAUGCACACCAUAACAUUUGUCAACAUUUCGGGGUGCGAUGGCAGACCCAGUUGCCGGCUGACGUCGCGUACCCUAGGACCCCUGCCGCCCCCCAUGCUUGUUGUUAAUUAAAAUCCUGGUCGUUUGCUGUGUGGACCAGGGGAUGUGGUGUGGAGCGCCAUCCACUUGCACCCUCAGCCGCCCCCGGUCAUUUUGUCUAUGUCUUGACACCGGGUCUAGGUGGUGGGGGAACUGCAGAGGCCCACCAUCACCAUAAACUAAUUCCCAGCCAAGUCACCGUGCCUGUGGCAACGACGGUCGAACUGUCGGUUAUAAAGGCAUAUUAUUUGCAUGUUAAUCUCAAAGGCAUCUGGUAGACUAUCAGCCGGCAACGGCCUUAUGAGUCGCUCAGGGGGGUGACGUUCACUGAUUACUUAAUGCUACGCAACUGCCUUUCAGGAUUACAGAUUGAACCUCAAGGCGCAACGGGCCAAGCAUGUCUCGUAACUCGAUCGGUGAAUUCCUCCCACCGUAGUUUACCGAUCUGCUCUGACCUCAGGCGAUUCAGCUAUGACCCGAGUUCAGGUCAAGAGUCUACACAGACGGUCGCACAACGGCGAUCAGUCAGUGGCAGAGGGGCAUUACACUCAAGACCAUAGGGGAUUGAAUUGGCUUCUUCUGGCGUAUUUGCCAUCGCCAGCGAGCCAUAACCGAACUCCCUCAGCGUGAUCCCAUUUUGUAGACGUUCACUUCCCAUUUCUCGCCUUGUGUGUACCAGCCGGCAAUUUGAUAAAUUUUACGUACCAACAAAGAACAGGGUGACCAGCGAUCGCCACUAGCCGUUCUCAGCCAGUCCUGCGCAAACCCCGGGUUUUCAGGACUUGCGGCCCGAACCCGCCUUCCUGGGUCGUUGGGCGUUAGGAAGCCCAACGCCCUGCCAUCUGAGUUGUCGGUUGUGAUGGGGCGUAUUCGCUAGCUUCUCCCUUUCAUUGCUUUCGAUUAUAUGCCUCAUUAGUCUUGUUUUAGCUUCUUUCCAGACCAACUUAGCAUUCACCGGAUUGUAGACGUGGAAGCAUCAAGCUGACUGGGAAGGGGAGGGGGGUUAUUACUAGUUUACUGUGUCGACUGAGUUAAAUUAGGAGUAUUUUCAACUUUCCCCGCCCAAAUUCUAGUUCCUUGCUUGUAUUUCAUUCACCUGGGAUUGUCCUCGUCCAUCGCCCUCCCCCCGCCGCCCCUCACCUUUCGUGUUCUCACGACUGUAGGAAUGCCAUUAGGCGUUUCGGUGUCGGUUCGGGCGGAACACGCAACAUCUCCGGAAACUCCCUCCUCCAUGAGGCCCUCGAGCACGAAUUAGCCGACCUGCAUGGCAAGGAGGCGGCUCUGGUCUUCUCCAGCUGUUACGUUGCUAACGAGGCCACACUGUACACCCUCGGCACGUCCAUUCCCGACCUGCAGAUUCUCUCUGACGCGGGAAAUCACGCCUCGAUGAUACACGGCAUACGUACCAGUCGGGCCGCCAAGCACAUCUACCGGCACAACGAUCCGAACCACUUGAAGGAGCUCAUCCGUAAGAUGCCUCCGGAGUUGCCAAAGUUGGUCGCCUUCGAGACGGUGCAUUCGAUGACAGGUUAGAUGGCUGCAUUUUCUCGAGAUUUUGCGUGAUCCCAUUCAGAUUGGCGAAAGGUGCUGCACCGGUGCCGCUCCAGUAACUCCCAAAACUCGUAGAGCAUACAGGGGGACAGAGGGGGGGAGGGUUAGUUGCUUCUCUCCCAGAUGCACUGUCGGAACUUCAGUACAGCGGUCUGCUUUUGGUUCAUCAGCUCUAAGUGUCUGCGCGCUGAUUGCACUAACAAGCGCUGGUCGGGCAUAUAUUUGCAUGAACUAACUGUAGCCAGUCUCCCACCAUCUCGCUGUCCUCUGCAUGUCAAAAACUAUUACGCGCAAAUAGUUUUGGUCAUGGUUUGCUUCGGAAACAGAGUCCUGCGGAGCAGCAGUUUGACCGCCGUAAGCGACACUGUACCGCGUUCCCUACGGAGUGAGCACGACAGCGGUGACGUGCGCGCGUGCGAAUCACUUUAUAGGGAGACGGACUUGCGAAGAAUCUAUCGCACUCCCUCCUGCAUCAUCAGCCUUGCUCCGGUGUAACGAUGACCGGAGGUGGAUGCGGGCGCUGUGACCACUCACUGCUGGCCCCCACAACAUGCACUAGGCUACUGUAAAGGCAGCUGAGAUCUCGCAUCCAUGAGAGUGCCAUAAAGGCUACAUUGGGAGGAAACCGUUACAAUCACUCCCUGCAGAUUGAAAGCAAUACAACCAGCUUGACUGUUUCCAUUGCGGACCGUGUUUUCCGAUCUAUGCAAUUUAUGUGAAUUCUACAGUUUGAACGUCCAUCCCCCCUUUUCUUACUGUGUCAUCGGCUUUUUUUUCACACAGGUGGGAUUUGUCCAAUUACCGAACUGCUAGAAGUGACUCAACGCCACAACGCCCUCUCCUUCGUUGAUGAGGUACAUGCUGUCGGUUUGUACGGACAGCAUGGUGCUGGGGUGGCCGAGGAGGUUGGCUGCAUGAGUCAAAUUAACGCAAUCACCGGUACUCUGGGCAAGGUAUGUCGGCUCCCAACCUGCCUACAUAUGCUCUGUUUCCUCCUCUUGUUCUUUCGCUUGUGUUAUUACGCUUCCGUUCCGGGUGUAAAGCGCCUAAAUGAUUUCGCCCAACCUUGAAUGUCGUGCUACGUUUCCUACAUAACUUGCAGGACCAGAGGUAGCAGUAUUCAGGCACACAUGUCUUGUGUUUAAGAAGGCAAGUUUUCAGUCUUGAAAAACUUGAUCUAGGGACCUUUAGGGACGCAUCACUGAAUAUGCUCGCAGACUGUGUCCGCAGGUUUCUUAAGCACUCCUACAGGCCAGGUGUUGAUGGUGUUAUGCGGCUGUGGGUACCAGCUAAAGGGCUAUCAUUAUGUCCUGCUCUCCGCAGACUACAUGUCUUACUUUCAUAUAUGGCUGUUUGCAAAUGAUGCCUCACGUUAGUUCUCCAGCGAAAUUCUCAUGCAUUCGAGGUCGGGGCGGCUUAUCUUUCAUGCCUCCGGCACGUAGAGCGGUCAGAUGUACAGUAGGCGGGCUAACUCAUGAAAUGCCAACCGGAAUUCUGAAGUGCGUUUUCGUUUCGAAAGGAUUAAUUAAGUAGGGCUGUAGAACUAGUCAGCCUGCAACAUCAUUCUACAAAAUUCCAGUUACCUCCGGGUGCCGGCUUUCAAAUGGACUUCCUUCCGGCUGUAAAAGAAUGACUACAUAAGUAGCAUGAAUUUUUCUCAUUGAUUUUCUAUGCCCCUAAAAGUCCAACUAUAUUUCAUGGAAAACAUGCAUAAAAAUAUUCAUUCUUUUGUUCAUUUGGUAGAUAAUUACGUCUUCUUCUAAUUUUAUACCCGAAGAAGGAACAUAAUUCGGUUUUAAAAAGGUUCCCAAUUCCCGAAUAAUUUUGAACCCGCUCUACCGUUACACUUGGAUUCGGGGUUUCCAAACUACAAGCCGUAUAUUUUCCGCGUACAGAAAACCACACAUUUCUCUACAGUAAUAAAGGGGGAUCAUAUAGGGUUUAUAAAAUUAAGCAGUGGAUUUGAGCCAUAUCGUUAACUUUACAAGACACAUUGGUAAGUGCAGAGAUAUGACGAUUUACGAACUGCCAUUUCACGGUAUUUAAAAGUCCCACAAUGAGAACCUUUUUUAAAACCGAAUUAUGUCCUUCCUUCGAGUGUACGAUUGGAAGAGGACGUACUUGUCUACCGAAUCAGCAAAAGAAUGAAUAUUUUUAUGCAUGUUUUCCAUGGAAUAUAAUUGACUUUUUUAGGGGCAUCGAAAAUCAAUUAGAAAAAUGCAUACUACUUAAGUAGUCGUUUUUACAGAGUGUAGCUUUUUGCAUGCAUGCAAAAACUACUACAGUUAGGGCUAUGUCUAAGACCUACAGUUAUAUUUACGAUUUCGGUUAGGGUUAGAGUUAAGGUUGCCGUUAGGGCUAACGGUUAAGGUUAGGGUUAAGGUCGCCGUCCGCUUCCCCAUUCCUGGCUACCAACUGCGAUCUAGCCUGUGCGCUGCCUCCGCUAUGUGGAGCCAAAGCAUGCCUCAUUGACCUAUACAGCCCACUUCACCGUCCCCCCAUCUUCUCUCCUCUAGGCCUUCGCAAGCUUCGGCGGCUACCUGGCUGGCAGUCGCCUGUUGGUGGAUAUGCUUCGUUCAUACGCCAGCGGUUUCAUCUUCACCACGUCUCUGCCGCCGCCUGUGCUGGCCGCCGCGAGGGCCAGUAUUGCCAUCUUGAGGUCCUCCGAGGGUCAGGAGUUGCGUGCUGAGCACAGACGACGUGUGGCCAUGGUGCGCAAUCGCCUCUUCGAGGCUGGCCUGCCUGUCGUGGACGUGCCCUCGCAUAUCAUACCAGUCAGGGUGAGUGUUUCUGGGCGCUUUUUUGCAGCUAGCCUGGGGAAGGAGGGGCCGUUCAACUGUUGCGAACGAUGUUAUCCACCGCGUUCCCCACGGAAUGGACGCCAGACGAUGACUUGCGCACAAACUGCAGCAUAUGACCUAACUGUCCCUAAAAUAGUCCACGCAGUAUACAGUGCGUGACUGAUCUCAUGAAAUGUUGGCCAACAUUCUGGAAUGCCUUUCCGAUUGGGAAGGAUUACUUAAGUGGGGUUGUGAUACUGGUUAUCAUGCAGCAUAACCCUAUAAGAUAUCGGACUCGCCAGGAGGUUGGCUUUUGAAUGCACUUCUUUUCGACCUCCUACAGAAACCACACUCUGUAAAAAAUGAUUGCUUAAGUCAUAUUGACCCAACUGUGAAAAACUCGGCGCCUCGGUGGGAUUCGAACCCACGCAGUAAGGGGAAGGCUUUAGUACAGCCAACGCUCUAACCACUUGAGCUUCGAGGCCCCGCCGGACGACGCGAGUUUAAUCAUAUUUGGGUCAAGUUACCCGCCCAACCUACUGCAACGUCUGGAAUCCACCAAAUCUGAUACAGUAAGUUGACUGCCCAAGCAGGGUUUCCUAAGUAACUUGACCCAAAUAUGAUUAAACUCGAGUCGUCCGGCGGGGCCUCGUAGCUCAAGUGGUUAGAGCGUUGGCUGUACUAAAGCCCUCCCCUUACUACGUGGGUUCGAAUCCCACCGAGGCGCCGAGUUUUUCACAGUUGGGUCAAUAUGAACUAUUCAAAAUCUGCCAAAAUAUCUAUGGAUUACCUAAGUGGCAUGCAUUUUUCCUAUUGAUUUUCGAAAGUCUUAUAAAUUCAAAUAUAUUUCUUAGAAAACAUGCACCAAAAUAUGUUUUAUUUUGCUCAUUUUAUAAGUAAUCACAUUCUCUUUAUAUUUUAUGCCCGAAGAAAGUGUAUACUUAGGUUUUUAAAAUGUUUCCCAAUUCCCGAAUCAUUUUCAGCCUGAUCUGCCAUUGCAUCAGCGUUUAGCAAUUUCAGUCUACAAGGAACACGCUUUCCGCGUAAGGAAAAUCAUAUAUUCUUCUAUGCCUUUAAGAAAAUACCACAUAGAGUUCAUGAAAUUUUGCAAUGGAUCCGGACUGUGUUGUAUAUUUCAUGAGGAGCAUUAGUAAACGGUCAUGUGCGGUCAUCGCACAUCGCACGGUCUUAAAAAUCUCAUAAUUAGAAACUUUUUUGAAACCGAAAUAUGCACUUUCUUCGGGCAUAAAAUAUGAAGACAAUGUGAUUUCCUACUAAAUGAUCAAAAGAGAGCAUAUUUUGCGCAUGUUUUCUGUAAAAUAUAUUUGAAUUUAUAAGACCAUCGAAAAUCAAUAGCAACAAUGCAUGCUACUUAAGUAAUCAUUUUUUACAGAGUGUGGUUUCUGUAUGAGGUCAAAAAGAAGUGCAUUCAAAAGCCGACCUCCUGGCGAGUCCGAUAUAUUAUAGGGUUAUGCUGCAUGAUAAUCAGUAUCACAACCCCACUUAAGUAAUCCUUCCUAAUCGGAAAGGCAUUCCAGAAUGCUGGCCAACAUUUCAUGAGAUCGGUCACGCACUGUAUGCCCCAGGGGGGGGGGGGGGCUAGAUUGGAGUCCGGGACGUGUUAUCAGCAAUGCGCACUCAUAACAGAUGCCAACACUGGAGGUGUGGUGGCAGACCCAUUUGCAGACGCACGCCGCGCUAAUUGGGAUUCCUUCCGCCCCCCCUCAUUUUUGUUGUUGAAAAUCCUGGUCACGCAUUUUUGUGAACCAGGGAGUGUGAUGGUUUGCCUAGGUGCGAGACUUCACCGUGCCAGCAACCCACCUCCUAACUCCGGUCUUCGAGGAGAAGAAUAGACUCUGGUAGAUGCUGCACUACCAAUAUCCACCGUGUGCUCCACAGCACACGGUGGAUAUAUUCACCUACAGAUUUGUUAACAUCCAAAGGCUGAAGGAAGGCUUUCCGCAACGCUUUUUUUAGCGGUAUCUUCCCAGCGGUCCGCCAAAUCAGGUUAUCUGAAACUCUAGGACUGUCACUGCGUGUGUCCUGAAGCCUUGACUUAAAUGACCUGGAUACGGAAAAUCGCUGAAAUAUUUUAUUUUUGUAGUUCAUUUGAUACAGAAAAGGUCAGGGCAACCUCCUUCCCUCGUUUUGUCCUUAUAUGGUUCAAGUGACACCCCAGCUCGUACCAAAGGCGUCACUGGAAACAGAACCGAGUUUUUGGAGUGCAGACAACAUUAACUGCGGCAUACAACCUAACUGUUCCCUAAAAGGGGCCACGCGGUAUAUGCGCUAGAUCAACACGAUCCGGCGCGUGCUAUCAGGAAUGCGUACCCAUAACAAUUUCCAACAUUGAGGAAUUAGGAUUCCUUCCGCCCCCAUUUUUGUUGUUGUUGUUGUUGUUGAAAAUCCUGGUCAGGUGUUUUGUUGUGGAUCUGGGGAUGUGGUAGUACGCCAGUGUGUGUGGGUUUUCGCUGUGCCAGUCUCCUUGACUCGCUCGUAACACCAGAUGCAGGUGAGGAGAGAGUGCGGCAGAUGCUGCGCAAGUCCACGAUCUCUGUGAACUCAUUCAGGCGCAAGUCACCGUCUCUAUUCUCAUCCUGCUGCGGAGCACUCGGUGGACAUAGUCGAAACCGGUGGUCAGACCGUCAUGUGAGACGCAACUCACUCGCAAACCAGCAAAAAUGAGUGUACCAAAGCUUUGAAAUAACAAUGAACGACGUUAAGGCGAAUUAAGAACAUAGAAGAAAUAUUAAAAUUGAUAUUACGUUGUUUAGAGACACCAACGUUUUUAGAAAAGCGGAAAGUUCUGAAAACGUCAAAAAUCGUUAUAACUGAGUAAAUUUAAGUUUUCGAUGCACAGAAAGCCUUUUUAUGCAAAAAACUGAGUAAAUAAAACAGCACAAGUAGAAUAGCGUCUGACAAUAGUGCCUUAAUGAAGUUUUCACCCAAAUGCCAUUCACAAAUAAGUAAAAUGUUAAAUAUGGCGGCUAGCAAACAGCACACGGGUUGAGUAUAGACUCUAACACGGUUUCGCAAGAAUUGGCUGUAUUUUUCACGUUUUUCUAUUGUUUGAGAAGCUAGCAGGUUCUCGCAUGAUUUCACCGACAGGGGCGUCACAGGAGUAAAAGUUUUCACAGGGUCAUAUGUUGACAGGCACGUCAGUGGCCAAUAAAUUUAAACUGAAUUGUCAGGUACAGUCGUAAACAUACAAUUUUGUGCAUAUUAAGGGGACUUUCCUUCCGUCAAAUCUCUUUAUAGUUAUUCCUGGUGCCUGGAGCACGAUGAGUUUCAGACCGUCCUUGAAACAGCGGUGAAUAUUUCAUGAUUUGCAGUGAUUUCAAUAAACUGCCCACAAAUGUACAUUCUGCUCAAUGUGUUUAUCAAAACCUUGAAACCGUUUGCUAAAGUAGUGACUUCUCAGACAUUUUCUAGUGCAAAUAACCGCUUAGGUCAUACUUUCGAACUCACCUAAACCUGGAACCUCAUCGCCGAGAAAAAUGAACGUCGACAAUGAAUAUGGCCUAGAUCAGUCAAAAACUUUCUCUCAUAAGUUAAUUUCCUAAAAAGCGAUUCCACUAUGUAUUUUGCUGACGGAGGCCUGAUAACUUUUUUCCAAUGUCAAGUCAGGGCAAAGAUUGGAACAGUUUAUGCGAUUUUUCACUUUCCUGCAGAUUGAUGGUCAUUUUUCUGCUGAAAAUUAAAGAGCUCAUCAUCCUCAUUGGAGCUUUUUUGUUAAAUUUAUUUACUUAUAGGCUCCGUUCUAAUAUUAUAAAUGCACAAUAGGGUGACCUUACAAAUACCUGAAACUGUUAACUCCUUGCCCGUUCCGUUUAUAAAUUACGCAUUAGCUUAAAUUAGACCGUACAAAAGGUAUUACACCGUAUGCAUAAAGCUUAAAAUAGCUAAUUUGUGGAGGGCUUUUUCGCGGCAGGUUAGUAAGGAAUCGCGAAUGGCCGGAGAACAUCAGAAGGUUUGAACAAAUGAUUGUCAAUAGGCGUUAGUACUGCGUUUUAGAGCACGAAGUCACACAGAUUUACAAAUCCGACUUUAAAAUCCGGAUAACACCUCCAGUUUUACAAAAGAAACAACAUGUCUGUUCAAACCCUAUUUCAUCUGACUUAUGUGGUAAAAAAGUCUAUUCUCGGGUGUGGCAAGUUCCGUUUGGUAGAACUCUCAAGUUUAAAUUACUCUCUUCUCGCAGAAAAACCUACGCGAAUGCUAGGAUAGCUGUUGGCAUAGGAAACCGCCGGAAUAUGAGAAAACGUAGAUUUCGACUCAAACUUGUAAAUAACUUGACUGUGAACAUACUGCGCUUGUAAGGAAGACAGUUUUCAGAACAGGCUAGGCAAAUAAGUAAAAUAUGCAGCAUUUCAGUUGCCCACGUUUGUUCGUCUCAAUUUUCAUCAUGCCUCCUGAGUUAGGUCACGUACUGCCUACAUCACGCGCCGCUGUGCGGCUGCUGGUUGGGCUCGGGAGGGAGCGCCCGUAAGGCACAACGAAACGAGUGAGUUACGUAAGAAUGAUCGGUGAGCGCCCCCUACCAUUGUAUAUUCCCGAUCGAAAACCGACAGGGCAACGGGCUCUUGGCCCAGGGGUUAGGGGCGUGGACUUCUAACUAACAGAUCGCGAGUUCGAGGCUCGGGUGUUUCACACUUCGGGCUUGAGUAUGACUGGCUGACGAUGGCCAGUAAGCCAGAAAUGGCCAUUCCAGUCUCCGUCGUCUUUGUCGGUAAUAACAUACUGCUCACGUACUGUAGUUUAAUGUGAAGCAAACUCGUGAAGCACCCCCACUUCCAUAACCCACCCUGGCUCCACUGGCAAGACAACGUGUGUCGUGAGCCGGUCUGACCCCCAUCUCGAUCCGGCACAGACUGUCGGGUGGGGGGCAGGUCGAAACGCAUGCUGAUGCGGUCGUGUCUGAGCCACACGACCCCAUCCAGCCAUCUGAGAACACACAAGGGUAGCAUCGGACCGUCCAGCUAUGUCCCUGCAAAGUUUGUCAGCUCUUCUCUACCGAUGCACUCAGUGUGUAGCAGUUAGUAAAUGAGUGUACUGAGACCGCUGCAAUCAUCAGGCCAAAUCCCCUGUUGUAGCCAAGAAAAAUAGAAGUCACCAGAUUGGGGGGUUUAUUAUAUACAGAGCCCCAAGUUGUCCUCGCAGGCGGUAGUGGCCUCUGGUGGGUCCAGGGCUAGUGUUGACUGCGUCCCGUCAUGCCUGAGAGUUCUGUUAAACGGUAGUGGCAGUUGCUUUUAGUGGGAGCCAGGUUCAAGUGUUGUCCAAUGGGUGUGUUGCAUUUGCCGAGGGGUGGUUCGUUCAAGUGACGCGUGGGCAGCUGCGACUCUGUGGACGCACGUGUGUCUGCCUUGAAUUCGGUCGAGUGGCUGCAUGCCAGCCCGUGUGGAACCACUCGUUGUGAGCGGGAAUGACCUUGAGACAAGGACGCCAGACAUGGCCAUAAUGGUUGUCGACAAACGGUAUAUUGCCUCCCGAAGACAACAUCAGCCUCCAUCGAACGUGAAACCCAACCGCUGAUGGUACAGUGAAAGGCAUCUACCUCUUACGCACUGGCAUCCCAGUCUGAGCCCUGCCAGACUUUACCUCUCUUGAAAGAAAAAAAAGACAAGCAGUAGGCCAAAUUGAAUAAUGUGGCACUCGCAGACGGGGCGUCCAGCGUUGUCAGCCACUGCGCCUAACUCCAUGGGUAUUUGGUUAACAGUCUGGGAAAUCCAUCCACACGACAAAUCAGUGCAUUCUUUACUAUAGUAAAUCUGACUCGUCUGAAUCUGUGAAGGCGCGCUGAAAGUGGUGACUUCUUAGGCUAUCAACUGACGGGAAUACCUCGGUCCUUCUCAGACAAUAGCGGCUCCUUCAUGUGGUCAUUUGGCCUUCUAAUCUGUGUGAGGUCCGAGGUCAUGUGUGUGGCACGCGUAGACGGACUGCCUAUCCCUGCCAACAACUGUGACUGCGCCUAUCUCCGGUUGUUUUGUCUUCGUUGCGGGGUGGGUGAGGGCAGAGGGAGUAAGAGAGUGUGGUAGUUGCUGUGCACGUCUGAUUCGUCCUAAACUGGUUCGCGCGCCCGCCCUUUAGGGACAUCCGGUGGAGGUCGUGCUUGCAAUUGUCAAGCGAGGAACAUGCCUGUUGCAACCGUCCUCGCGGCGGGUUCACCAAGUGGAUGAGGACAACCAACCUUCCUCAACGUUCAGUUUCAGGUUGCUGCUUUUACUGAAACCGAUCAGGCCAGUUCUCUUAACAAGUUGACUUUACAACCAGUACUCAACUGCCGCGGCCGUUAACCCCCUAGACCACAGGGUUGCCUGUGAUAAUUGCAUCGUGUGCGCGCGCCAAGAUUAUUCCUGCUUCUUGUUUUUUUUUCAGGUUGGCAACGCCGCACUGUGCACUCGGGUCUCCGAGGAUCUGCUCUGGAAACACGGCAUAUAUAUCCAGUCGAUAAAUUACCCAACCGUGCCAAAGGGCAGUGAACGCCUCCGCAUAGCGCCGUCUCCGUUUCACACGGACGAGCUGACUGACAAGCUGAUAGAUGCCCUGGUCAGUGUGUGGAGAGAAAACGGCCUCCCAUUGGCCGUAUAG